AUGUUGAUUCAGGCCAAAAAUCUGAUCCUCUCCUUCGUCCUCUCCUUAAACCUCAUCCUCAUCCUCUUCUUUUACUAUGUCAGCAAUAUCUCGCACAAGCCCUCCUUGACCAACACCGACAUUGUCAACGAUCAGAACUCCUUCCAGCAAGUCAAGGGCCUCGUUCCCCGUCCUACUUACAAUCCCAAUGAAAACUACCUUGCCUAUCUCCCCCACAGCGGAUUCCAUAACCAGCGUAUCACCCUCGAGAACGCACUGCUUCUCGCAAAGUAUCUCAAUCGGACCUUGCUCGUACCGCCCGUUUUCUUGGGUCCCGCCACAGAAUGGCGUCUCUUCGAUAUCCUCCAGCGCCGGAUCAUGCUCCAGACCAAGCGCGGAUUGGACCACUGUGGCAUGGUCCCUAAGGGUGACCCUCUACCGGCCGAGUGUCUGAACUAUUAUUCUUGGACAGCAGUCGAAUGGGAUUUCUUCUACGACAUGGAGAAGAUCCGAAAGAAGCAGCCCUGGAUUCGCAGAAGCGAUCACUCUUGGGCCUGGAUGGAGGCUCAUCUCGGGAUUGACCGUACCAAGGAUGUAUACGUUAUUGAUGAUAGAGCGCAUUACGACUAUCAGAUCUACGAUGAUCUCAACAGUGCUACGCCGCUCAACACCGCUCGAUACCUCCGGCGGUUGGACGUCAAGGAGCUAGCAGACCGAAAGGAGCGAGUGGUCCAUAUGGGAUCCCUCUUUGCGACAGGAAGAGUCCUUGCGGAGCUCCCAGAGAACAAAGCCUACCAGAUCUUCUUGAGGCGAACCAUGAUUCUCUCGACACCAAUCCUGGCAAAGACCUCUGAUGCCAUUGUAAGCAAGUUGGGAGGACUAGGAACGUUUGUGGGCUUACAUCUCAGAGUUGGGGAUGGCAUGUUCGUUGAGCCCGCACCAGUGAAUAUCGAGAAUAUGUUCAAGAGCCUUGUCAACAUCACAGGAAUCACGCCUAUUCCCAACUACCAGGUUUUGCCGACCCCGGCUCCUGCGGGCCAGGAUGAGAACAACCACCAUGACCAUGAUCACAACAAUAAUGAGGAGGAAACGCUCACAACACGACCAGCACCCGAGCGAUUGACCUUUGGAGAGUGUCAAGCACGCAAAGCCAAAGAUGGAAAGUACAUGAUCAUCUACAUCGCGACAGACGGAGUGUAUCCGCGACGCAACAUCUUGUUCCGCAAGUUGUUCGACCAUUUUCCUUGCAUCUUUACUCUGGACGACUUUUCGGAGCACUUGGUCGAGCUCAAGGAAAUGAAGAACGUGGAUGGGGUGGGAUUGAGCAAGGACUUGAUCCCAAUGGUCGAUGCAGUUGUCUCAGCCAAGGGGCGCUAUUUCUUUGGAACACCCAAAAGCACAUUCUCGACCUAUGUAUCAAAGCAGCUCCACCCCGUCUUCGUAGAAAGCGUUAUAGACGAAGUCAAUGCCUGA
Molecule: messenger RNA, 1452 nt
Organism: Gamsiella multidivaricata
Lineage: Eukaryota; Fungi; Mortierellomycota; Mortierellomycetes; Mortierellales; Mortierellaceae
Exons: 2
Coding region: 1-1452 (483 amino acids)
Source: RefSeq, a predicted model, not a curated record